Molecule: messenger RNA, 926 nt
Organism: Juglans regia (Persian walnut)
Lineage: Eukaryota; Viridiplantae; Streptophyta; Magnoliopsida; Fagales; Juglandaceae
Exons: 2
Coding region: 182-880 (232 amino acids)
Source: RefSeq, a predicted model, not a curated record
UUUAGACGUUAUAAUUAAGAGUAACUGGGAUUGCUUUGAUCAUCUCUUUUGUUUUUGCAUUGGAAUAUUGCCUGUAUAUAUAUAUAUAGAGCUAGCUGUAGAUAGUAUAGAUAUAUUCCAAAGACAAACAUAUUCAUGCAAGCUGUGAAAUAGCUAGGCACAGAGAGAGAGAGAGAGAGAGAUGGAAUGGAGGAAAUGUUAUCUGGAUAUGGCGCUUGUGCCUUCAGGUGUGCUGAUAAACAUUGCCUAUCACGCAUGGCUAUGGUAUAGAGUCCGUAUGCAUCCGCUCACCACCCUCAUUGGAACAUAUUCAAAGGCACAGCGCUUCUGGGUCCCCGCGAUGAUGAAGGACAAUGACAAAAGGAGCAUCCUGGCAGUCCAAACCCUGAGGAACAUGAUCAUGGGAUCAACCUUAAUGGCCACCACCUCCAUCCUUCUAUGCGCAGGCCUCGCAGCAAUCAUAAGUAGCACAUACAGUGUUAAGAAGCCACUCAGUGACACUGUUUAUGGGGCUCAAGGGGAAUUCAUGCUAUCUUUAAAAUAUGCCACCCUCCUAAUUAUCUUCCUAUUCUCCUUUUUCAGUCUCUCUAUGUCUAUUACUUUUCUAAACAAAGUAAACAUCCUUGUUAGCAUCCUAGAGGACCCUAUGUCCUUAACGACCCCACAGUAUGUUUCUGAUGUUUUAGAGAAGGGCUACCUUUUAAGCGUUGUGGGCAAUAGGAUUUUCUAUGUGGCACUUCCUUUGCUACUUUGGAUCUUCGGGCCAGUACUGGUUUUCUUGUGUUCUGUGACAAUGGUGGCAGUUCUUUACAACCUUGAUUUCCUGGACCAGUGUGGAAAUGGAAAGGUGUUUCAGUGUAGAAAUUUGGACUCAGCAUAAUUGUAGACUAAUUUAUCUAUAGUAUGAAUUGGAUUUCCUUUUCAUU